UAAACGUAAAACGUAAACCGUCAGUCGUCGUUACGCCGCUAGCGCAGCGAGAGGGGGUACUCCAUCGUUUGGCGAAACCGAAACGCACGUGAACCGACACCUAUCAAAACAAAUCUGGAAUCGGAAUCGUUCCGCCACAUUUGACUGAUAACUCGCACAUUCGUUUCUAUUUUUGUUGUUGUUGUUGUUUUGUGUUGUUCAGUGUAUGUGUGCCCUUUUUUCUGUGCUUUCGUUUGCGUACCUUAUCAUGUGACUUUGCGCCCGUUCCUUCGACUUUAUUUUUUGCGAGAGGAGUUAUUACGAUGUCCAGGCGGAAGCAGAGCAACCCCAAACCUCUGAAAAGUGAUUCGCACGACAAACCGCCGUUGGAAGAGCACAAUACUGAAAAAGGGGAGGUAGAGGAUUGGAACAGCGAUCCGGCCGAGACGGUCGCUUCAGCGAAUUCCCCUUCCAGAUCGCCUCCGCCGAAGAACGCCACUCCCGAAGCCGUCGAAGAAACUACGCAGAGCUCGCAGAAGAAUGAGCCCGAGGAGAAGACGCCAAGGAUUCGGCUGAAGGCGAAUCUCGCCACCGAUCCGGCGCUGCAGUCGCAGACGAUUCCGAAAAUCGAGCCGGACGCGACUCCCUUUCCCCCGAAUUACCUGUCGACGCUUCCGCCCGCUCUGCAGAGUACUUUGGUGUCCCGAGGAUUCUUCCUGCCGAAUAUUCUUCCCGCCGGAGAUCCGCAUCAAACGGAGCCGGUGGAGAGCAGGCAGCCGAGCGUGCCGAUUUUCCAAUGUCCCCCCUGCGGGAUUCGAUUCUCUUCUUUGAGUACGUUAGAGGCUCACCAAACGUACUAUUGCUCGCAUCGCGCUAACAAAACUUCCAACGACGAUGAUUCCAAGUCAGUUACCGAUCCGAAUGGGAGCCAAUCGGACGCCGAUCUGUCGGAGCCGUCUUUGAAGAACUUCCGCAGCGGCAAGCAGUACACUUGCACGCAUUGCUCGUACAGCGCGGAUAAGAAAGUCAGUUUAAAUCGUCACAUGCGAAUGCACACAGUGUCUCCUAGUCCUAGUCCCUUGAAUAUCGUCACCACUCCGAACGGAGAAAGCUCGACCGGUAGUAAUUCGGAUAGAUAUUGCGCCGAAUGCGAUAUUCGAUUCAGCUCGCAAAAAACUUACCGUGCUCACAAAUUGCACUAUUGCAAUUCCAGACAUUUAGUCAAACUGCCGUCGGCGCCUACGCCGAAGGCGUCUUCUAGUACUUCGGGUUCAUCGCCGACUUCUCCGGUGGAUAAUAGACCGUGCAGAACUCCCCCCUCGCCUACGACGCAAACGGCUGCACAACAACCUUUCUUGGCAUUACCAACCAAUCCAAUAAUAAUCGUGCCAUAUUCUUUGUUUCGCAACGCGAGCGUACUGCCGGCCUUGAACGCCGCCUCCGGUCUUCCCGCACCCGAUGCUCCUUGUUUUCUUCUGCCAAACGGUACGCUGCAACCAAUGUCGAGUGCUUUAGCUAACCAAUUAAGCCAGCAGAGCGAAUCGCACAAGAACGAAAAGACUAAAGAGCCCCCUUCGAGCUCGGCGCCUCUAGAUUUGAGCGUCAAAAAAUAUUCCGAAGGAAAUGCUGUCGUAGAAUCCGGCGAUGAUCACGAUACCAACACCCCGAAUCAUUCGGUUAGCCCCGAAAAAUGCAAAUCGGUGCAUUCGUCGCAGAAUUCGCCUCCAACGACGCCCGUUUCCAAUUGCGAAUCGUCCCCGUCGCCCAAAAUCAAAGAGGAGACGUCCAGGAGUAGCAGCCCCAAGAAGUUGAGAUCUGUUCUGAAAUGCACCCAAAACACCGACAACAAACGAAUCAGUCCCGAGGUUAACAUACAACAAUUCGAUCAUCCCCUGUUCCUGAGGCAGAGCCUGCCGCUGCUGGCGCCCGAGGUACAGCUGAGACUGGAACCGCCGCUGCCGGCCGUCAUGCCGCAGGUGCUGGUCAAGCAAGGAGUGUCGAAAUGCAAAGACUGCAACAUAGUGUUCUGUAAGCUAGAAAACUACGUCAUCCACAAAAAGCACUAUUGUUCGGCGAGGACGCAGGACGAGAACCAGUCGAAAUUCUCCGGCAGUCCGCCGGCGAGCCCGAGCAGCGCGGAAACCGCCAGCCCGGCGGCGGGACAAUAUCAACAGCUCAUCUGUCUGGCGUGCGGCAUCAAAUUCACGUCGCUGGAUAAUCUGAACGCCCAUCAGGCCUACUAUUGCCUCAAGAGGGGCGAGACGGCCGACGUGCGGAAGUGCGCCAAAUGCAAAGGUGUCGCGGAACCGGGCCAUCAGUGCGUGCCGCACGCCUCCCUCUCCGGCUGGAAAUGCCCUUGUUGCGAUGUUAUUAGCCCGACGGCGAGCGCCGCUCAAAGGCACAUGGAAUCUCACACAGGGGUCAAGGCCUACAGAUGCACCAUUUGCGGUUACAAGGGGAACACUUUGAGAGGGAUGCGGACGCACAUUCGGAUGCACUUCGACAAAAGAUCCUCCGAUUUACAGGAAGAAAAAUACAUAUCUUACAUCCUGGAAGACGAGAGCACCAACACCAUCGAAGUGAACGUGACCUCGGCGGAUUCGUCCGAAGAAAAAACGAGUUCCCCCGUCACGGAUUCGUCCUCGGACGCGCUGCACUACUGCCUGCACUGCUCCUACAGCUCGAAUUACAAGGCGAACGUCCUGCGGCACAUGAAGCUGGUGCACGACGUCUCGAUGAGCGAGGAGGUCGCGGCCAACGGCAUGUCGGAGAAGACCAAGUCCAUGCCCGCCCUGGAGGAGGACGAGGAGAUCCUGGUGAAGCGGGAAGCGAUAGAGCCGGAGGUGAUAAUCGCCCAGGGCGAGGAGCCCAUUCUCAAGGAGGAGACGGACGCGGCGCCGAAGGCGCCCAAGUGCAAGUCGCCGGACGACGAGGUGCUGCAGGAAGCCGCCAAGCCGGGAUCGAAGUAUUGUAAAUCUUGCGAUAUAUACUUUAAUUACUAUUCCACUUUCGUGGCGCAUAAAAAGUUCUACUGCUCCAGUCACGCCGGUGAGAUAGCCAACGCGGCCUCGAAUAAUAACAUUAAUAACAAUUCAGCCACUCGUACCGCCGAGGCCUCGGUGCUUUAGACGUAGCGCAUAGGUUUUACAUUGUUAGGAAAAAACGUGUUGAUGACUGAUUCGAAAUAAUUUACUAGCGGCAAUAGCAGUGAAAAUUAACGCUACCCUUUUAUUAGGUAAUUUCUCUUCUUGCUAGCAUGAUAAAGGAAGUCUAUUGUAUAGCAAAUCAUUCGUUAAGCUGAUUGAUUAUUUUGGACAAUACUUAGCUUGUAACAAUCGGUUUGUUAGUAGACUAAUUUCCUUGCGUAAUGUUCGUUAAACGUCAGUUUCGAAUCCGUCAAAUUUCAUUAAGUUUCGAGAUAUUAUAAAUGUAUAUUCAGGCCAGUCCUCUCUCUGUAUACGCGCAACCGAGCUUUUUGAUGCCUAAACACUUAAAUGUUGUUAGGGCGAUGAAUUGUGCUUUCCAAAAUUUACAUGACAAAAUAAAAGAAACCGAAGGAACGAUGAACAAAAUUAAAUUUGUAAAAGGACUUGUACUCGUUACCUGGUUAAAAAAAAUCGUAGACUGUUCGCAAUCUCAAUUAUUUAUUUCUUUUUUUUGUACGACUAUUGUUAAGUGUUCGGGCAUUGAAGGGAUUGUUGUUAUAUCAAAAUCAUUCUUGUACGAUUACGGAAGAAAAUAUGUGGAUAGUUUGUAAUCUAUGUUAAAUGUUUUUCUUGUAUAUAAAAUAUGCAAUAACUACAUAUUUGUUUUUGUAUAUAGUUUAAAAGAUUUAUAAUUUGUUCGUUUAUAAUUUUCCAGUAUAUAUUAAAAUAUGCUAUACCAAAGGAG
Molecule: messenger RNA, 3870 nt
Organism: Phyllotreta striolata
Lineage: Eukaryota; Metazoa; Arthropoda; Insecta; Coleoptera; Chrysomelidae
Source: the annotation of a GenBank genome assembly